Molecule: messenger RNA, 582 nt
Organism: Sinocyclocheilus grahami
Lineage: Eukaryota; Metazoa; Chordata; Actinopteri; Cypriniformes; Cyprinidae
Product: leucine-rich repeat-containing protein C10orf11-like
Exons: 5
Coding region: 17-508 (163 amino acids)
Biological process (GO): melanocyte differentiation
Source: RefSeq, a predicted model, not a curated record
UGAGCAGAAAAAACAUAUGUGGUGGUCUUCGUUUGAUGCUUCUUUCCUUCUGAACUGUCAUUUGACUGCAAUGGCAUACACCGAGUCAAUGGUUGUAGUGAAGGGAAGUCAGGUGUCCUGCGUUGGGCAUGAUUGGGAAGACGUUCCAGAUUUUCUUGGGGCAAAAUAUGGAGAAGUGGCAAGAAGAUUAGAGCUCAGCUUCAACCAACUGAGGUACUUUGUACUACAUAAGCUGACAAAUCUGAAGUUCCUGGACACCAGGAAAGUGACCCAGUCAGAGCGGUCAGAGGCUAAAGCACGUGGAGCUUUCAUGAAGGUGGUCAAGCCGAAAAAUGACCAAGACGCCGCCAGUGAUCUGAGAUCCAAAUCCACCACUACGUCAUACACCCCACUGCCACGAGGAUCCAAAGAUGCCCGAAACCACAAAGGGGUUUUCACCAAGUGCCGUUAUGUCUACUACGGCAAGCACUCAGAGGGCAAUCGAUUCAUCCGCAAUGACCAGCUCUGACUGACAGACAGGUCAGUGGAUAGACACACGAGGGGGCUUUACAAAGAUAUCCUGCGCAUAUUAUUAUAAAUAUA